Cephus cinctus (wheat stem sawfly) is the source of this 8273-nucleotide messenger RNA. RefSeq names its product E3 ubiquitin-protein ligase TRIM71 (gene wech). Gene Ontology annotation, biological process: proteasome-mediated ubiquitin-dependent protein catabolic process; protein polyubiquitination. NCBI's taxonomy places the organism in Eukaryota, Metazoa, Arthropoda, Insecta, Hymenoptera, Cephidae. Bases 499 to 2688 code for a protein of 729 amino acids. Gene Ontology annotation, molecular function: ubiquitin protein ligase activity; protein binding; zinc ion binding. The transcript is spliced from 5 exons. The record is from RefSeq and is a predicted model, not a curated record.
CCGAGAAGAGAAGUUGUCUGUCUUGUUUAUCGCUUGUCUUACAAAUCGACACGACCCACGCGAGUAGAGUCAACAAUAAUAAUAACAAAACUAAAUCGUACGUAAAUUAUUCUUGUCCUAUUUAAUUCCCCGCUGUUUUUGAUCUCUAGCGGUGUACUGAAAAGAAAGCGUAGUUAAGCGAAACCAUAUAUACACCAAAGUCUAUAAGAGUAUAUUCGCGUUAUCUAAAUAAAAUAAAGAUAUAUUGUAUAACAAUACGUAAUAAAGAUUCCUAUCGCAAUUUCCAUAAGUAUUGUAUAAUUGUGAAAGUUAUUGGCAUUCUUCGACGUGUGUUUGUUUAUGCGUGAGAUCGUUUAUCCAGUGUACAUACAUUGCAGCACGCUACCGGCCGGCGUGUUAUGAAAAGUCCUUUGACAGUUAAAAGACCCAAGCAUCUAGUAGGAUCCGGGACAUAAUCAAUCCUUUCGGAAGCUCUCGAGGCUUGCUGCAGGCUGCACAAUGAGUCAUGGGAAGAAUUAUAAUCGAGGAGUCAGUCUUGCCAGUCCACCGUUCUACGACCUGGAUCUACGCACCCGUGGUACAAUGGGGUUCAUGAAUUCACCGUCCCGUCAGCAACCUAGUCCCGCCAAGAUGCCAUGGCAGUGCGCUACGAGGUCCGGAUAUUCCAGCGUCAGUCCUCCGGGAACAUCAUCCUCGGGUAGUAGUGCAACUUCUCAGUGUUACGGUAGAUCACCGGACGAUCUCAGUGUCGAUAACCUUAUAAACAGUCUCCUGCAUGCAGUUAACACCGAUUGUUUUGCCACAUGCGGACCUUGCGACUCCCGUCGUGCACCAGGUUUGACACUUGGUCUCCCCAGGUGUCGUGACUGCACGGAUACACCCUGUGACUCCUGCCUAGCCUGCCAGCAGAACCGCCUUGGUGGAAAUCUCCUGCUUGAAAAUCCUGGGGGACACUCCAAUCCUGUGGAGAUUCUCAGCCCUCCAUUGGUACAUGUUGCCGGAUCACCACCACCACCCAGUACGGCGUUCUAUUGCGAGAUACAUCGCGAUGCACAGAGAUAUUAUUGUCAAACCUGUAGCCGGCCUCUUUGUGGUGAUUGUGGUACGCAUCAUCAUCAUGGACAUAUUACUAUCCAUCUGGUGGAAGCUGUCGAAGGGGCUGCGGUUCAGGCCAAUCAAGUUAUGAGCGAAGCAAGAUUGGGGAUAACUGCUUUGAGAGAUGAUCUCGAUGCAGUCCAAGUAGCUGCUGAGACAUUAGAGCAAAAGGCACGUCAGGCUACGGCUGACGUAAUGUUAUGCGUGAGAAGAGUAGCUUCUGCUUUGGAAGCAAGAGAGAAAGAUUUGCUCGGAAGAAUCGAAAAGGCACGAUUGCUGAAAUUCGCUGCUCUUAAGGCACGUGAUGAGGGACUCAGACACGGGAUUGCACGACUCUCCAGAGCAAUGGAUAAAUUGGGAGAGUCUAUGGAAGCAUCAACAUUAUCAAGCAAUCCAUUAGACCUGCUGGUUACCAAAGAUAUGGCUUCUGCUGAGGUGUUUCAAAUUCGUCAGACUCGCCAGAACCUGCCACCGCCAGAAGAAAAUUGGAUCUCGUUCACAGGUCCUGAAGGAGCUGUAGUACACGCCAUCGCAAAUCUGGGAUCCAUCGUUGUGAACAAUCCUGGACCAAUCGGCGAUCGCCGUGCGGUUCGUGGUCGCGGAAGUUCACCUCAAAUAUAUCAGCAACCAUCUCAGAUGAUUCCAUUGGGUCCUGUUCCUCGAGGAAGACCAAUACCACUGAGUACCUUUCCCGUGACUGUCCGCACUGGUCGUGGAAAUGGCAACAAGUUACCAAUCAAAGUGAUCGGCAAUGACGGUGAUGCGCGAGAAAAUCUCUGCAGACCCUGGGGCGUUGCUUGCGAUAAGGACGGAAACAUCAUCGUCGCGGACAGAUCAAAUAAUCGCAUUCAAAUCUUCAGACAAGAUGGAAGCUUCAUUCGGAAGUUUGGUACCCAUGGAACAGCACCAUGUCAAUUCGACAGACCUGCUGGCGUCGCCGUUGACGGUCGACGUCGCAUAAUCGUCGCAGACAAGGACAAUCAUCGCAUCCAAGUCCUCACUAUGGAGGGUCUUUUCCUACUUAGCUUCGGAGAAAAAGGCUGUCGCUGCGGUCAAUUCAACUACCCCUGGGACGUCGCCGUAAACUCAGAAUGCCAAAUUGUCGUAUCGGACACGCGAAAUCAUAGAGUCCAAUUAUUCAGCGCUGAGGGUAUCUUUCUACGUAAGUAUGGAUACGAGACAACACCAAGUAUGUGGAAACAUUUCGAUUCACCACGUGGAGUCGCUUUUAAUCCCGAGGGCAACGUUGUCACAACUGAUUUUAAUAAUCACCGUGUAGUCGUGAUUGAUUCUGAUUUUUUAAACGCUAAAGUCCUCGGAUGCGUUAGCGGCGCAAACACAUCCGGCAAUAGUGGUACUAAACAGUUUCUGAGACCUCAGGGUCUCGUCAUUGACGACGAAGGCAACAUCAUUAUUGCCGAUUCGAGGAAUCAUCGUAUUCAAAUAUUUGAUUCGGCCGGUACGUUUAAGUGGAAAUUUGGCAGCUAUGGAAAGGGUCCUGACGAGAUGGACCGUCCAUCUGGUAUCACAUUAAGUCCUGAUGGCAGAAUUGUGGUUGUUGAUUUUGGCAAUAAUCGUGUUCUACUGAUCUAAUUUCCAUAUAUCAGUAUGAAUGUGUCAUCUUGGAUCACACUUGAUGUUUCCAAUAUCACAAAACACGUUUAAGCCUCCAUCCACUACUUCAAUUAUUAUCAUUACUACACUGAAACUAUUACUACUACUACAUUAUUAUUAUUAUUAUUAUUAUUAACUAUUAUUAUCUUAAAAAUUAUUUUUAUUAUUAUUACACAAGACUUCUGUUCGAGCGUUUCGAAUGCUCGCAGAUUCUUGAAUUGAAAGGAAAGACCAAAUUAACGAGAUUAUUUCUCUGCAUUUUUCUAAUGAAUGAAAGGACUGACUUGCUUAUCACGUUGGCAUCUAUAUUUUCAAAGAUACCAACGCGAGACGUUUAAAUAUUUUUACUUGGUCCAUCAACAUGGAUACGAGCGGUGAAAAAUCAAUUAGAAUAUUCCUCACCAAUGGCAUGAGUUCGGUUUUCGUUGUUUGUUUCCUAAGGUUUUUUUUUUUGUAAUUACCCAAUAACUAUAAUUCCUUUCGACAAUUCGAGUUAAAUCGAAGAACUGACGGUUCAUUCGUUCGUUCUUUUGUUUCUUUGUGUGAAAAAAGCGAAACGAAAUACACACAAUUUUUAUCUUUUAUUUAAAUUUAAAUGAAAAAGCCGUUCCAAACGAGACAAUUGUCUGAAAGCAUGGGAUGCGUAUUGCUUUUGCUUCCCCUUUAUGUGAAUUUCUUUUUCAUGAAUACAUAAAAAAGAUGGCGCUGUGUACCAAAAUUCGAUGAAUGAUCAAUAGAUCAUUGAUUAAUAUUUCAUAUAAUUGAUACGCGUAGAGUAUAACUUUGCACGUGUUGAUUAGGAUCAGCAGUUAGGUCCGAGAGAUGAUUCUCAAUUUUUUAAAGACAAUGUUUUCAUUAUAGGUAAUAUAACUUUAAAUACGGCUCCAUGGAGCAAAAGAUUUGUUUUUGUUCCCUUUUCUUAAAUAUCUAUUUUUCCUUUUAAGUUAUCAGAGUGCUAACAAGCUAAAUUCUUUUCCUGCUGGCGAUUAUUAUGCUCUUUAAAAAAUUUCUUAAUCUGGUGCCUCACGUUUAAAAUACACUUUCGUUAUUUAAUUUACUUAAUUUUUUUCUAACUUUUCAAGGCAGUUUUCAUAUAUAAAUAAUUUUUACCCUCUCUUCUCCCAAGCUUUCAUUGGUUCAUGUUCGUACUUUUCGAAUCGAUAUGAUCGUCGAUCUAACAAUGCGGUCGACGAUAUCGAAAUCGGUUGAUUAUACCCCCAACGCCCGGGUGAUCCUGUGAUAACAGUCUAGAACGAGCGAGCGUUGGAAUUUUCUGAUUAAUGUACAUGGAAAUUAUAUAGAAAAUGAGUCUUCUUAUUCAUUCGAUUGGACGAUCUACUAUCAUAUAAUAGCGAGACAAAUGUGUAUGUGAACGCGCAGACGCGCGCGCGCAAUUACACACACACACACACACACGCACACACAAUUUCUUGAUCAAAUAUUUUUUGGUACGAAUAGUCUAAAAAAGAAGGUAGAAAAAUUAACAAGAGCCCCCCACCCCUUCCCCUCCUACCGCUGUUACUUAAGUAUAGUAGAUGUGGGAAAAGCUUGUAAUGGCCGAGUCUUUUUACUAUUAUCGUAACCUGUGUUCUGACAUCUUAUUUUUUCUUGUCUUAUUAUUAAUGUUAUUCUAUAAUUGAUUAUCAAUUAUUCUUCUCACUGCGUAUUAUCACCUUCGAGAUUUAUAUACUCUGAGGCCGCAAAAAAGGAUUAAUAAGGGACUUCUAUGUGUAGUAAUUAUUUUAUCCCUCUUUCCCCGUUUCGUAAGGGGACUAAAACGCGUAUAUUAAUAAUUUAAGGGAGUGAUGCACAAUUUCCACAUCAAAGGGCAAAUUGGUGGUGUAGCAAUGGUGACAAGGGAGAGAGAAAUAGAUUGAGAGAUAUAAGCAGACUUAAGGAAUGAAUAAAAGAAAAGAGGAAAACGCAGAGGGAGACAGAGAGAGAGAGAGAGAGAGAGAGAGAGAGAGAGAGAGAGAGAGAGAGAGAGAGAGAAAGCGCGCUGUUGUUUCCCCAAUGUAAAUCCUGCUAUGCUAUGAAAAACUUGAUAGCGCCAUUAUCAUACGAUACAAGAAUUAACGAAAAUUUAUUUCAAAUGCAUGUACACAAUUAGUUUUCAUUACACGUUAUUACAUACACGAUAAAUGUAAAUGGCGUGGUGACACGUGGGAUACAACGUACACGCUCAUUGUUCCAUUUGCGCUUUUUAUAAUAUUUUUUAUUGUGACGAAACAAAGAGAAAUAUUGAUUGCAUCCACACAGUAAGACUGAACCAAGACUGAAUAAUAUGCAAAGUUCUGUUGUAUGUUGUCCAACACAUUAAAGAUGAUUGAAUGAGAGAUGAUGAAGAUGAAAAAAGAACUAUAAUAAUCAUAUAUAAUUGUAUAUAAGGAUCUUUAUUAAGGAUAUUACAUGUGGGCCAUCCAAGUUGCAUUCGUAUCUGAUGUCCGUUUUCUGGACCUUUUGAGUAUAUAAUAAAUAAAUAAAUAAAUAUAUAUAUGUGUAUAUAUAUAUAUGUAUAUGUAUAUAUAUAUUUAUGGUGAGGCUGAGAGUGAAAGAGAGAGUGAGAGAUAUCGAGACAGAGAUUUUGAGAAUAGGAGAAAAAACGUAUACUUUUGUAUGUGAACUUCAACGUGAUAAUAGCAUUUUAUUUGUUAUUUUCUUUUAAUUUUUUUUUGCUUUCUUUUUGGGGAAGUUUUUAAACCGUCAGCUGCUUCGCUACUUUUUAACUAUCCUUGGCUGUUUUCCCCUAUUUGAGUGAAAGACACGAAAUUAGAUGAUUUACAUAACAAUCGAAGUUUUUCUUCUAUCGAAUAGAGGAUACUUGAAAUUCUCAGACUUAGACGAUGCUGUCUUACUAUUUCUUUUUUGAAACCUCUAUUUUGACAACCUUUUUACAUUUUCAUAUUUGAAACUUGGUUCCGUCCUUUGUUUCAUUUCUUCAGCCUUUUUUUAUAUUGUAGCACUUUCCUCCCUUUGAUUUUUUUGAGAGCGAAUGCAUUGACGGUACCUUAAAGAAUUUACCGACAUCGAGACGUUUUAUUCUCUAAUCCAGCUGACACUUCGACAGAUUUAAAGUUAUUCUCCAAUGUCGCACUCUUGUUUUUUACGGUUAGAAUUUAAAGAUACGCAAUGUCUUGCUCAAGAAUUACCAUUAUUAUAUCAUUAUUACCCUCCCUCCCCUUCCUUUGUACCUACAGUCAACGUUAACCUAGUCACACUCCAAAUAGAUUUUUGAUAGAAAGUGAAACUAACCACUAACGAGAUUUCGUUUAUGCUAUACGAGAUCAGGUAUCUUGGUUUCUUCUAUUUCUUUUGUGUAACUCACGCGAGGAUACUUAUGUUUGUCGACGUCUGUAUUGCAAAAAUAUUUCGUUAGUUUUCUAUUCGCACACAAUUGUUGCACUAUUUAAUAUCAAAAAUUUGUUCAUAAGGAUUCUUCGAGUACUCGAACUUUCCAAAAAGUGUAAUGAAAAUCACUUUCCACGAUUAACGUAAAAGCGACAAUGGCGCGAUCGUUCAUAAUAAAUCGGUUUCUAUUCUAAGUCUUCGUCGUGUCGCCAAUCAUAUACCAUAACCUAAAAAGCGAGCCAAAUAAAUGAUCCCUUUUAGUUUUUAUUUGACUAACGCUACAGUGGGCGCGUUCGGGGUUUGAAUGAAAAAGAAAAUACAAAUCGUAGACACGAUACUCGAUAUUCCUUAUUAUGAUUUAUUUAUUUUGUAACGUUCUUAAGUGAGCUUUAUCAAGGGCCACAUCAUAAUGUCGAUCGAUCCAAUGAAUAUAACAAUCGACGGAUUUCAAUGUUUAUAAUACAAGUUAAAUGAUUAAAAUUUGUAUAGUUUCAAGUUCCAAAGCCCGAACGCUGUUCAACGCGUAAGAAUUUCGAAAAUGUGUGAUUUUAUACAUUCGGACGCAUGCGCACAUGAUACACACGUAUACGUAAGCGAACAAAAUUUCACACUACUAAUGUAUGUACACGUGUACAUGCACGCACUGUAAGUUUAAUUAUUACAAUCGAAAGGUAGGUGCGUGCGAUUACAUGUUUAAUGAUUUUCGUAAAAAUUUGGUUAGCGCGCAAAAAAUUCUGUGCAACAAGAAGAUGGGCAAUCAGCGAUCACGCGUUAUCGGAAUGCCUAUCACAAUGUACAAAGCUAACUUUUAGGUUGGCAAAAUUAUUAGGAGAGUUUUUCAGUAUGAUUGAGAGACAGAGAGUGAUAGUGAAAGUGAGAGUAAGAGUAAGAAUAUAAGGUAGAUAAGGAGAGACGCGCAAGUUGAAAGCUAUCGAAGAAGAGUGCAUGUGAUAUAAUUGUAGUAGAGAAAUGUUAGCGCGAAAGAUAAUGGGAAACAAGAUAAAGAAGAAUGUGAGAUAGAAUGUAAAGGUAAAAAAACGAUAAAAACUAAAUGAUUGUUGUGUGUACUCGAGGGCAAGAGAAUGCAAAAAUAAUUGAAAUGAUGAAAACUUUAAAGAGAGAAUGAGAGAGAAAUCGAAGUAAAAGUAAAUCAUUGUAAUAGUCAUUGCAUGGUGCAUAUAAUGCUGAAGGAAUACGUACGUACAUUAUAUCUAUUCGGAGAAUUGUGUACGAUUCAUUAAAAACCGUUUAGCCUGCCUCUAAAACUCGUAAUGUUGUAGAAGUAAUAAAAUUAAUUGAGAUAACUAGAGUUUAUUAAUAUUAAGGAAAGUCGUCAGCUACCAAAAUGAUGAAAUUAUUGUUAAACCGCGAGUCCCUAUAAAAGGGCGCACCGGUUUGUUUGCAUCGCUUCUUCGUUUCGUGUGAGUGACAUAAAAACUCUCUAAAGAAUUGGAAAAGGGGAGAAAUUAUGAAAAUAAUUUUUAAAAAACACAAAACGAGAGAGAGAGAGAGAGAGAGAGAGAGAGAGAGAGAGAGAGAGAGAGAGAGAGAGUGUAACUGAAGAGUUAAAAAAGGAGGAUUUAGGAUUAUAUAAACGGAGUAAACUGAGGAUUUAGGAUUGUAUAAACGGAGUAAACUGAGCAAUACAAAGUCGCCACAACAGGUGUGCUACCGUUACGAGCAUAAGGGAAGUAAGAGGAGAAGAUUUUUUUGUCCUUACUUUUUGAUCUUUCUUUUUUUCUUUGUUUGUUACGCAACACCCUCUCACGGUGCGUGAUACAUAUAUAAUUAUAUAUAUCGUGCAUAUACAGAUAUUCAUAUAUCCAGCCUCUUGGCUGUGAUUAUGUUUCCCGAUUAGCCACUCUCUUUCUUAUUUUAUACGUAUUAGAUAGAAAGAUACUGAAGAAGCGGAAGCCACAUUGUCGUAUCUCUCCCAUAAUAAUAAUAACAACCUCAACAAUAACAACAAAAAUAAUAAUAUUGUUCUCGAGAUGAAUGUUAUAAAUAAUUUAUAUGAUCGCCAGAGCUUUGUCAAUCUUAAUGAACAAUUGGAAUAAUCGGGUUGGGACAAUGCGACGUGGUAAGUCGUAUAAUUAUUAUUGCAACUAUUAUAUUAUUAUCAUUAAUAACGCUACCCUGCUGCUUGCUUGUUGUCGUCGUCGUUGUUAUUAUUAUUAUUAUUAUUAUUAUUUCUAUUACAUUGAUAAUUUUAUUAC